Triplophysa dalaica is the source of this 2613-nucleotide messenger RNA. Its product is annotated as serine/threonine-protein kinase pim-3-like. Lineage: Eukaryota; Metazoa; Chordata; Actinopteri; Cypriniformes; Nemacheilidae. Gene Ontology annotation, cellular component: cytoplasm. The record is from RefSeq and is a predicted model, not a curated record. Gene Ontology annotation, molecular function: protein serine/threonine kinase activity; ATP binding. The transcript is spliced from 10 exons. Bases 1 to 711 code for a protein of 236 amino acids. Gene Ontology annotation, biological process: protein autophosphorylation; regulation of mitotic cell cycle; negative regulation of apoptotic process.
AUGUUGGGCAAAACAGAAAUCAACUCCUGGCUGUAUGAGAUUGGGAAUCAGCUGGGUCAAGGAGGAUUUGGGACCGUGUAUGAAGGCACCCGCCUCAGCGACGGCUUGAAGGUGGCAGUGAAAUACGUCGUCAAGGACGAGGACACAGAUUACAUCAGCAUCCCGGGUUAUGAUGAACCCAUUCCUAGAGAGGUCGCUCUUCUGACUCUCGCCAGUAAGGGAAAUGCUCAAGAGAUCAUUCAGCUUCUUGACUGGCAGGACUUUGAGAAGAAUUACAUCAUGGUCCUGGAGCGCUUCACUCCCUGUGAGGAGGUGGGCGGUUUGGUCAAGCGUUAUGGAGACCCAGACACAGUUAAGGUCAAAUUAAUUGACUUUGGGUGCGGCGACCUCCUAAAAACAUCCACCUACAGGAAUUAUAUGGGCACAAGAAAUUACACCUGCCCUGAAUUCGUUGAAACGGGCAAGUACAAGGGAAAUCCAGCGACGGUGUACUCACUGGGAGUUCUCUUGUUUAUCAUGGUCUGCGGGGUGUUUCCAAACUAUAAUGACCUGUACCAGAUGAAUGAGAAGGUGUGGUGUGAGGACGGCUUGACCACAGAAUGCUGCAGUUUAAUUCAGAAUAAUCCAGAAGAACGUUUGCUUCUGGAAAACAUCCUCGAGCACGUCUGGUUUCACUGCGAUUUCAUUACAGCCAUUAAAUGCUCAUUUUAAACUGUACUUUUAUAUAUCAUAAAAUGGUCACAUAUACAUGUAUGUUUAUUACGUAUAUUUCUUCCUUCGCCUUUGAUUUAGUAAAGUUCAAAAUUAAGGUCUAUGCACAUAGUCCAAAAUUUUGGAAUGCGUUUUAGUAUUUGGCGCUCGUUUAUAUGGUGUAUCUGGAUUGUCAAAACGCUUCUCAAAAUAUUUGCCAUGGAUGCACAGAAAAUCAAACCCAAUUCAAAUCUUUUUAUGACGGACGAAAAUAUCGAAGGCAGUGUGUAAAUAUUAUUUUUUAACGUGUGGAAAUUUCGGACUUGUUUUUUGACAAGUUGACCAUGUUAAGCAUGAGAAGACAACACGUUUAACAUUGUAAGGAAGUCAGAAUGCAUGACACAUCGUUGCAGGGCCGCUUUAAGGCUGAUGUGAUUGGUUGAUUUCAUACACUGCAUUAGAAAAAGCUGUGCACACUUGUGAAACCUGGUUAUUGUAUUUGUAGAUUGUUUUUCCCCCUAAAUGAUUCUUCUUGUCAUUCACUUUAAUAUAAAGGUUGCAAUUUUUCAAUUUAGGUGGAACCGGUUGUGACAUGAAUCAUUAUGAUUAAAUUUUUUACAUGACAAAAACCUACCAUUUUAACAAGGAUGUGUAGACUUUUUAGAUCGACUCUAAAUCCAAUAAACAAACCAGGUGACAACAAUAAAUCUUCGCAGUAUAUAUCUUAUUUUAUAUAGACUGUGAAAUGAGUCUCAUGCGUGUGUGUGAUCAGCGGUGCAAGGCCUGCUGGGUCAUGUAGUUUAAAGUCUAGUAUUCUUGAGAUUGUGCGCUGGUAAACAGGAGUCUCUGAGGCAGCCGUGUUGGUAACAUUGAGCUGGUUUCAAUUCACAAUAAAAUUCAGUUGAUUUUGACAUCUAAAACAAACGAUAAUAUUCGUCUAAGCCGCAGUUUGUCCAAGCCAGUGUCUAGACACUAGUCGUCUUUAACAUCUGUGAAAAGGAGGCUAAAAAUACACAUACCAUAAAAUGACAGACCCUUCAUUUCUUUGUAAUCAGGCAAACAUGCAAAAUCAGCAUCAAUCAAAUUAUUUCCCUCACUGUAUAGUACAGUAUUUAGCCUGUGUUUCAUAUGCAUUUUAAUAGGUCUGUAAAGAAAUGUUAAGGUUGUCUUUUGUUUUAUUAAACUGAUAUUGAUUGUUUUUCAUUUUUGUAAUUUCAGUUUCAAAAGACUGUAUAAGAAAAAUGCUAAGCGAUACAGCAUAAACGCCUUGAAAUCUGAAAAAACGUAUGGAUACAUUUCUGAGUUGCAAGGACAGAUUUUGAAGAACAGACUGACUUGUGAAGCGGGGAUGUCUAGGAGGAGGAGCCUUUGACCAGAUGACCCCAGAAGGCUUGGUUUGGUGCCCCCCCGUACCUGCACCAGCCUUGUCAGAAGUCAAGAGAGGUCUAGCACCUGAUGUGGAAGGGUUUCCUCCAUGGCCUCUAAAACUUACACACAGAACCUUGAACUGCAGUCCCGGUGCGGCAUAUGAUGAAACCGUUUAUUAAUAAAGUUGUUUCACUAUUCAAGUGAAAAUGGAAAAAUAGAUGAGCAACAUGACAGCGAGAUGGAACUGCUUCAGGAGGAGCUGUCAAACCUGCGGUGUGUUGUGUCAGAAGGGAGAGAGGAGACCAGACGUCACAUGCAGGAAUUGAAUGACAGACUUCAGGAGCAGAAGCAGAUGAUUUCUUCACAGAAUAAGCAGAUGUCAUCGAGGCCCCAGCAGUAUUAGUUCAACGUGACGCGUGCUGUGUUCCAGUGCUUGCAUCCGAGUUCUUGAAGAGGUUGCGUUGUGUUUCCUGUCAGUGAGUUAUCCCAGUUCUAGUCUAGUGUCAGUUUGUCUGCAUUCCUGUUUGCCUGCUCUUAUUUAUACCUUGUUUUUUG